Molecule: messenger RNA, 14017 nt
Organism: Plasmodium cynomolgi strain B
Lineage: Eukaryota; Apicomplexa; Aconoidasida; Haemosporida; Plasmodiidae
Exons: 1
Biological process (GO): axonemal central apparatus assembly; cilium movement
Cellular component (GO): axoneme
Source: RefSeq, a predicted model, not a curated record
UUUCACGAAAAUCAUGGAUGUUUAUCUGAACAGCGUUAGAGAUCACGUGCAGGCUGACCCGAGUGACAUUAUUGUCAAACCGCUCCUCCUCAACAGUGGAAACGUACACCACAAAAUGAAAAUUACCAACUUUAACAACUAUUCGAAGUAUCUGUUUAUUUACAACUUGGAUAACUACUAUAAGUACUUUCAAAGCUUCCUAUAUGAUCUCUUGGCCAUCCACUCACAUAUAUACAUUGAAAAGAACGACGAAGGUAAUUUUUUUUAUAGCAAUUUGAUACACUAUUUGGUGGGUCUGUACAGAAGGCAGUUAGAUCGAAUAAGAAAUUGCGACAAAGGGGAGAGAAGCGUUAUGAACGGUGACUUAAAUAGUUAUCUCACACAAAGUUGGCAUAGCAGCGAGGACCAGGAGGACCACCAAGGAGUCACACACCUAGGGGAGUGUGUCAAACCGGAUGAUGAGACCAAAAUAGGGGGAAGUGACCUCAUACAUGAAAAAGACCAACCUGUAAAGGGACAAAAAGGAAGUAAAUCUGCCGAAACGCAGUGCAAAGACAAAAAAGGAAAAUACAAAUCAAAAAAGAGAAAUGAAACAGAAAGGGAAAAAGAGAAUGACAAAACAGAUGAACUAACAAACAAAAAGGAAAAACUGAAUGAUAUACUAGCCCAUUGUAUACCUCCAAAAAAAGAUGAUCAAAAUGGUGUAGGUACAGUCCCGAAUGAUCAACAAAGGAAUAUCAAAAUUUUAGAAAAUAAAAUUGCCAUCUUAGAGGAACUUAUACAGAAAAACGAAAGGAAGUACAAUUACUUUGAAGAAUAUUUAAAAAUAAUAAAGAUGAAAAAAAAAAUAAAACAAAAUUUCCUGCUCAUUUGUCCAAAAUAUGUGAAUCAUAAGGGGAUUGGAAGCUACCUGCUGAACAAUACCGUUUUGAAUUCUUCUCCCCCCAAAAAAACAGAAACGGGUAGCGACCCUGAGAGUGAUAACUUCCUAACGAUUGGAGAAAUAAUACGAUGGUGUAACGAGAUUAACGAGAAGGACAACUACCCAUCCAUCGUGAAAAGAAGCUUCAUUCAUUACAUCAUCCACGAGAGGAACAUAAACCGGAAUAGGCAUUCUACCAAAAAGCUAAGGACGUCUAACAGAAGCAUGCACGAAAGCUUGGCCAACUCGGCAAAUGUGGCGAAUGAGGCCUAUUCGGGGCUUUCUGCAAUUUGUGGGCAGACGCAUCAGAACAGCUUAGACUACUACGUGAGUGAAGUGCUAAAUGUGGGAGAGAAAAAGAGGGACCAAGAGCAAGCCGAAGAUGGCGUAAACACGAACGACGGCGUAAACACGAAUGACGGCGUAAACACGAAUAACGGCGUAAACACGAAUGACGGCAUAAAAAUUAAUGAGGAUAAAGACUCGCACCUAAUUAUAAAGGGAGGUACGUCUCACGAGCGAGUUGGCAUCCCAAAUAAAGAUGCACAUGCUGCAAAGGAAACGAAGGGGGUUAACGAAAAAGACGAGAAUUGCUCAAAUGUAGGAAAAAAUAAACUCAAAAAAACACCAAACUUAAGAAGCAUAAAAUCUAAGAUAGACAAUAAGCAUGCGAUAAGUAUGCAUAGGAAAAAAAACAACUGCACGAAUGACAACGGAAAAAACAAUGAUGAUGGUAGCUUGUUGGACCAGAAGGCAUUCUUUAAUAAGUAUAACUUGAGACACAAUUUAGAUUUCGUGAAGCACUUUUUUCACUUUGCCCUCCUGAACGAUGAAGAAUUUAUGACUAACGUGAAAACAUUAUUAAAAUUAACCAUGACGGAACGAAAAAAAAACAAAGGAGAUAAUUCUAACAAAAAGAAUAGCACAUUUGCACAUCUGUUUGAGAUAAUCCUGCAGAAAGUGCUACUCUCCCCAUUGUAUGUUAAUGGGGUAGUUUUUUUCUUUAAAAAAAAUGAAUACAUAAAUUCGGAGUGUUUUUUCACCAUAUUUUUGAGGCUCACCUCGGACGAGAAUAAUCAUAUAAUUUAUUUGAACGCGGUGGAAAGGUAUGAGGAAUUUUUUAACCCGUCUAACGGCGCGGACAGGGGGAAAGACGCAGGUGAAAAGCGAGGCAAAGACGCGGAAAGCGAGGGGGGGAAAAGAAGCCACGUAAAGGAGAGCCCAACAACGGAUGCACAAAGACUUAAAUACUUUUAUGAAAAUAUGACAAAAAAAUAUCAAGGAAAGAUUGAGCAGAAAUUAAAAGAGAAGGAGCAAAUCGAAAAAAUAAUGGAGUCGUUAAGCGGACACACCGAUUGGGGCAAAGCUGAAAUAGUUCCACGCACUGUGGAUGGCAAUGAGAAAAAGAAGGGGGACACUGAUGAAGAAGGGAUAAACGCCAACUUAGAAAGUCAAACAGAAGAAGUAGGGGAAUAUUCUUCAUCCGUUGAGCAAAAAGACGGAGAUGAAUUGCUAAGAUUCUCUAAAAAAGGUGAUCCAUGUGAAGACACAAAGGAUAACGACAUGUUAAGCGAAAAGGGGCAAAGAACGAAAAAAGGCGUACAGUGUAGGGACGCGAAUGUGCAAAGCGCUGUGGAGAGGCUGUAUGAAAAAAUCGUAAUUUGCAAAGAAAAAAAAAUCCUGAAUAAGCAAAUAAUUGGUCAACUUCACACUCACUGUGCUGAAAGAAAUGCACAAGUGGACGAGCAAAUUAUCAAGUAUAAUAAAAAGGUGAGCAAAAUAAAUAGCUACAUGAAGAACAACGAUUACGUGGAACAUGUGUCAUUUUACAAAGAAUUAAAAACUGUGCUGCGUAACUUAUUGAGAGAUCAUUUAAGGAAGGGAACGGAUGACGAUUCUGCCAACUGGACGUGUCCCGAUCUAGGGGACCCUCUCGAGGGUAACAAACAAAAGGGAGAAGCAACUGAUAGUGACACAACACAAAUUGGGAAAGAAAAAAGAAGUAACACGUACGUAAGAAGAAUAAACAUCCAACUUAGUGAAAACUUUGUGGAAAAAAUAUAUCAAGAGGACGGGGAGUUGGAAAACGUAAAUAGUGGAGUCACCGAUGGAGUAGAAAUAACGGGAAAGAAGACUGAAGAGGAGGAGGAGAUUGGCAAAGUCGCAGAAAGUACCAUCAAAGCAGUAGAAAGAAAAAAAAUUAAUAACAAAUUUGAUUCGCAGCAUGCUCAGAAGGCAAACGGCGGAGGCAAAAACAGAAAUGCCGUCAGCGCAAAAAUGCCAAACGGAGGUACAACGGAACGUUGCAACCAAGUUGAGGAAAGCGUAAAAACAGUUGUUAACAAAAAUGAAGAACUCGUCAGGUAUUUAAAACAAAAAUUUGUUCAAGUCAACUUUUUUUACUUUUUUAUAAACGAAGAAUUAUGCUUUAGAAAGAGGAAUGUUCUGAACGAAAUUUCCAAAAUUGUGCAGGAAAAAUAUAAAGACGUAAAAACGUCCGCUUACUUCUUUGACGUCCCAAACUCCAAGAUGUACGACGCCUUUAAUAUGCAGAGCUUCAUUCAGACCAAGAAAAAUUUGGAAAAAUGCGAGUGCAACUUUUAUGUUACCAGUGAGAAGGAGCAAGCUGGGGUGGUGGCUCGGAGAGACGGGCGCGAAGAAGACAAAGUGGUAAAAGAGGAAGAGUACGGGCGUGAACUACAAAAGGGAGAUGCACUACAUGAUAGGGAAAAGCAACAUGCAGAAGUGGAGAACGAGUUACAGAGAAGCAAAUCCAAAAGGAAGAAAAAGGAGAAGAAAAAAGACAACACAAGAGAAAAAGAAGCAAAGAAAGACAAGGAAGAAAACGAAAAGGACAAACUUGAGGGCGCAGAAGAUGAGCACAAAAGUGAGAAGAAGGACAAAAGGAGGAAGAAGAAGAAGAAGAAGCGAAGUGGAAAGGAAGACGAGGGAGAAAAGGAGAAGAAGAUGGAGAAGGAGAUGGAAAUUGAUACGAAGGAGAAGUGGGAGACGCAACAAAAGGGGAAAGUGCAGGAGGAGGACCUACUUGGGGAUCCCCCAAAAAAGACGGAAAAGGACCAUAAGGAAGGCGAAAAAGAGGGGGGGAAAAAGAAAGAAAAGGAACACCUCAAAAGCAAAGACGAAAUGGAAGAGAAGAAAAGGAAGAGAAGGAAAAAAGAAAAGGAAAAAAAAAAGGAUACCAAAAAGAAGCUAGACGAGAGCGAUCACAAAAAAGGGGGUGAAACGCCGGAAGAUAGAAACGACCUCGACAAUAAGGGAGAAAAAAUCGAGAACAAAAACGAAGAAGGAAAGGAAGCCCCCAACAAAAACGAAACCAACGAUAGUGAUGCGAACAAGCUGUACCUUUACGGGGGAAAGGAACUUACGGAGGAGGCUUACUUUGAAGAAUUGGAAAAAAAAAAGUAUGAAAUAAAGGAUGAAUAUGACCACAUUUUCUAUAACUUUCGCAACUCUCGUGAAGCAGGUGACGCGGGAGAAAGGGAAAAAAAAAAAGACCAUUACAUAGUCGAAUUUUUAGAAGUAGAUAAUUCCUACGAUAAGAGGGACGAAAUUCGAUACAAAAAUAUAACCCACGUAAUGUUGCAAAAAAACACAUCCACGGAAAUAAACGUAAAAAUUAACACCUGCAAAAUAGUGAACAUAAAAAAAAGAAUAUGCUUAAUAGACCUUCUUGGGAACUACUUUUAUUUAAAUCUGCUUGUGGUAAUUGAUAAGCCUAGGAUUUACUCCAAUCCGUAUUUCAUAUUUAGCAACAACGUUGUUAUGUGUGCCCCCCGAAGUAACUGCUUUGUUUUGUGCAAAAAGCUAUACAAUUUUGACCGGGUACUGAUAGGAAGAAAUGUACACUCAUUUAAGCAUAUCAUCCAAACGGAGUUAAAAGACGAGUGUGAAGAGCACCUCCUAAAUUUUUUAAAAAAUUUUAGAGAUAUCAAUUCUCCCAAAUUUAAAGUAGGAAAAAUGAGAAGGAAAAAUAUUACCUCCAUUUUGAGCAACUCAAGUAGCAACGAAAAGGAUAAGUACAAAUCGAAGAACUCAGAUAGGAUGAAAAGUAACGAAAUUUCUAAACUUUUGUAUAAGCACGUGCAGGUUUUAAAUUUAUUUAACUCCUCUCACUUCGACUGCUUUGUCGAACUUUCUUUUGACAAUGUGCCUUGCAGCAGUGAUAAAAAUUCCCAGGAUAAUGAACUUAACAGUGCCGAUAAUUUCAUAAGUCAUAACGAUUUUUAUGUGUACCCGAAGAAAUUUUUCAUUCUCUCUAAGAAAUGGAAAAAAAUGAUCGUUUUGUUUUUACCUAAAAAGGUGGGUCCCUUUUUUGAAAAAUUGCAGCUGUCUAUAUAUUCUGUAGCAAAUGGGGCAGUAGAUAUAAAUUACCAAAAGGAGAUGACAAAUGGGGACAAAAAAAAGGACAGCACGCCACUCUGCGAUAGCAUUUUCUCUAACGACAUAGUCUUAGCCAACAAACAGAUUGACAAUUACUUGUAUGAUAUAUUCUCUUUGUGCUUAAAGGGGGAAGGAAUAAAGUGCUGUCUGAAAAUGAGCGAAAGUUACUUAAACUUUCACAAAAUUCUAUUAAACUCAGUUCAGCAAAAAAAUGUAGAAAUGAAGAACUGUAGCUACUGCGACCUUACCUGGUUUGUAGACCCUGCUGACUUGAGGAGCGACUCCCCAUUAUGCAUAAAUCCUACAAAAGGAAAUUUACUAAAAAAUGAAAAAAAAACGCUAACAGUUACCAUCAAAACGGAUAUCGUCAAUACGAUAAAGAAAGAAAUAAAAAUAAACUAUGUGGAGAAGAAUUUCAGCAAAAGUGACAAAAUGAGGAACAACGUUUAUUUCACAUCCCUCGCGGUGGAAGCAGAAGUUUGCAAGUCCUUCAUUCAAGUAAGUACCGAAAUUGUGAAGGAAGAUGCGGAGGAGAAAUUCGACCCACUAGCAGAAGGUUCCACCGAUGGGAAGAUCAUAUUAAAGAAUAACCGUGCUGCCAUUAAAGUGGCCCCCCCAAAGAACAAGCAAUUGUUGCCUUCCCACCUAGGGGACGUUUUAGAAGAAGACAUUAACUUCAAAUAUGUGGAGGUAAAUCAAACCAAAGCAUGCUUGUUCAAAGUGAAAAAUACAGGAAAAUUCAAAAUAUUCUACGUAGCAGAAUUAAAUGAGGACUCCUUUUUAAAUUAUGUAAGUAUGGAAUGUCUAACUGAUAGUAUAAAUUCAAACGAAAUGAAAAUAAUAAAAGUGAAGGUAAGAUCAGGUAGGAAGGCCAAAUUUCAAAAUGCGCCUCUCAUGCUACACUUUUACGACAUGGAUAAUAAUCACAUUCAAACGUACAAAUAUGCCAUUUCUGUGUGUUUUGAUUAUAACUAUGUUAGGGUUAUCCCUGCUAUUCUUAAUUAUCACUCUGUGGAGGUUAAGAAGGAAGAAACCCGAUUCUUUAAAAUCAUCAAUGAUGGAUAUUUUGACUUUAAAUACGAGAUAAAAUUGUUAAAGAGUAAGAUAAAGAACACAGAAAAGGAUGAGGUAUUACGAUACAACAACGUGGGAUGUGUUCAAUAUAAUGCAAAUGGCGAUUUGAAAAGCCCCUUUUCCAUUUCACCAAUUAGCGGUUUGGUGAAGUCCAAGGGGGAGGAAACCGUCAUGGUUCUGUUUAAUUCCUCCGAAGAGAGGCAGUACAGAUUUGUCUACAUUGUCGAGGUGGAGAAUCUCAUGUCGGACACGUUGCAUACUGAUAGUAAGAAAAAGGAGCAUAGGGUGAACAGACAACCUAUUGACAGUCACAGAGAAGUCAUUAAAAUUUUUGCAUCAUCUGUGAAGCCCACCAUUUCCUGCGAUGUGAAAAACAUAUUCGAAGAAGUUUUGAUAUUAAAAAAAACAGAAAGCUAUGCCAACUUUUUAGAUCAUUUCUUAGGCAAAAACAGCUACUAUAAUUCAGAUGAUAAUACGCUAUACUACAAAUGGUGCCACGUGAAUGAGUGCAUUAAUGAGCGGAUAAAGAUCUGCAACACGUCCGAUGUAAAUGCAAAGGUUCAUGUAGAAAUUAAGGAACUCGAAUUUGCCAACUAUAGGAAUAGAAGUGGAAAGGGGAAAGAAAAGGAACGAGAAAAACGGGGGGACAAGGGAAAAGAGAACGAAAAUGAACCAAAAAGAUCCAGCGUGACUCCCCAACAAUCAUCCCCCAUCCGUUUUAAUAUGCGAGUUCAAAAUGAUAAUGAAAUAAAGUCAAGGUGGUCUUUGACCGAAUUAAAUGAACAACGGCGUGGUAUCACCUACGGUGGUGCGUCCUCCUCUCUCAGCACCACCACAGGGGUUACACGUUACCAGCACAAAUAUUUAGACAUAUGUUUUUAUUCAAACCAAAUAGGAAGUAAAAAAUUUCUCGUAAAUAUCCACCUGACAAAUCAGCAAAAUGUGUUAUGUUUUUCCUUUUACAUAAGUGUAGAAUUUUUUUUGCCCUCCAUUAAUCUGAUCCUUCCACAAAGCUUGCUGAAGCAGCGCCGAGAAGAUAAGAUCUACGAUUUGGGGGAUAUCCACCUAAACAGUGUCAUUUCGUUUAAAGUGAGAUUAAAAAAUUGCUUCAAGUAUCCUGUCUUUGUAAAGGUCUUCUUUGAAAGGGUUAAUUUGGUGCCAGAUUGCUGGCGGAGUAUGGAGGAACGAAAGGGACAACUAAAAGGCAGCGCCGAAUUGGAAAAUGUCUCCAAUAGAGGAGAGGGAGACUUUAAUGAAAAUGGGCAUGCUAGAAGUAUCAACCUGGUGAAUGACCCAAAAGAAGCGCAACAAAAAAGGGGGGACGCAAAAAAUAGCAACAUUUCAGAGUCAACACAUGACAGAAGCACUCCCUGUGACGCCGCAAACUAUCAGACAUGUGUGCAGGAAAAAAAAGAUAUUUAUAAUGCCAUAAAUAGUAGCUCCUUUUUUACCACCGUUGAUGAUCAUGUAGGACUGCGCACAAGAAACAACACCACAUACUUUGACUACAAAAAUGUUAAAGAUUUGCUGUACAAAACUAGGGAGAAACAAAUGCACAUGUUCAGUUUGGGCUAUCUCUACUACAUAGGGCACAGCAACUACAUGCUAAGGGAAAACGAAGUAGAAAGCAUUAAAAUAAAAGUGGAUAAAAAUAAGUUGGAAGAAAUGAUAAACAGAAGAAACACACAAAGAGGGAGCCUAAAAGGGAUAGAAGGCGAAGAGUGUAUGGCGGUGGGUGACACUCCAAACGAGCUCGAUGUGAUUGAGCAGACAACUACACCGAACGAUGAGCUUAACAAAAAGGAAUUAGAAGUAGACAAUGAGAAGGGAAAAAAAAGUGUUAAGGAAAAGAUGAAGAGGCAAGAUUUGGAUAAAAAAAAGAAUGCAAAUAAUGUGCAAGGAAAUUUACCCAAAUUUUCAACGACUGCUCUGAGCACUUGCCAAGAAAAACAACUUUUAGGAAGCAUACAAAUUAGCGUGCUCAAUAAUAACUACGAAUUUUACAAUUUAAAAUUCCUUGGAAAUAUAGUAGAAUCGAAGAACUACUGGAAUUUAGAACUCUUAAAAAGUAGCAUAAGAAAAGUGUAUAGUGGUAAAAAUGUGGACAUUUUUAAAAAUCACAUCAAUUUUGAUCUUUUACCUGUGGGGUAUAACCACUCAUUUAGGGUUCCCUACGUGAACGACAACAACCACGAUUUAUUCUUCCAUGUAGAGGUAGAAAAAAAGAUAAAAGGUGUCAUUGACAUCAGGCCUUUAAGUGGAUCCAUACCAGCGAAUAGCUCCUUUCCGUUUUGUGUUCAAAUUGACAUAAGGGAAGCCAUCAAUUUGGUGAAGAAGCAAAUCCCGUUUAAGUUUUCUGCAAACCCUUUUAACAAAAAAAAUCCCAAAGUGAAGGAUGAAGAUGGAGUGUAUAAUGACUCCUUAUACGUAAGUUUAACCUCGGAAGAAGUAAAAUUUUCCUGUAGUAAAAAAAAAAUUAUUUUCAAAAAUGUUCCCUUCUUUAAUUAUUCCAAGAGCGAAUUGGUGCUGGAAAAUAUGUCCAAUGUAAAAGCAUAUGUCGAAUUGAACAUCGUACCAUUAAACGGGUUGGAUGACAUAACAUCUGUUUAUGCUUUCCGCCCGUUUAGCGAGAAAAGGAUUACUUCGUUAUUGAACAGGAUGGAUAAAAAUCUCCUAAUGAAUGAAGUUACUAGAGAGAAGACAGAACAAUUGGGGAACUCGCCAUCCAAUUGUAAGCAAGGGGGAGACAUUAAAAACGCUUCGGAAGUUAACGAAUUGGUAGGAGAAACAAACAAAAGUGAAGAUAGCCAUGUGGUUGGUAACCCUAAUGGGGUACAUGAGGGGGAUAAGACGGGCGAAAAUAAACCCAUCGACGAGUUUUACUUGACCAAGUACGACUUGACCUUGUCCGAUUUUGGAGAUAAUCCUCGCAACGGGGAAGGAAGUGGCUUUAACGAGACGCACAUUGAGGAGAACGACGUGAUUGGAGAAUGCAACGAAAUAAUUGGAAGUAGUGAUGUAACUAGCAAACCACAGCAACAAUGCAGGGUCAUCAAAAAAUACAUAACCAUCAAGGGAAAGCACAAGAAGCGGCUGGAACUCUUUUGCUUUCACCACUUGUACAAGAAAACUUUCGACGCCGUGCUUCACAUAAGGAUAAAGUACUACAAUCAAAUUAGCAUACCGAUCAAAAUGACAUUCGAAAAUUACGACCACAGCAACGCAUUUGUGUUGGCAGACUGGAAUCACAACCGUGUUGUGGAUAACAUGGACGAGAAGAAAAAAGUUCAAAAAAAACACAAAAUGAUUGUACUAAGCAGGGGAGUGUUAAAAAAAAUAAAUCAUAAAAUAUACAUGUUGAACAUUUCGAACGAGAGCUUACAGUACUUUUUUGAGAAAAUCAGCGAAACGGGAGAAAACGGAGGUAGAAGUCCCAUUGUGCUGAGUAGCAGCAAACAGAACGGGGAUAAUAAGAAAAGCGAGAAGAACAACGACAACAAUUCUGAGUGUAUUAACUAUAAGGGGUGUGUAAAAGAAAAUAACUUUUCCCUAAUCAGAUUCCUCUUUAACAUUUUCAAUUCGAUGGACUACAGUGGACGCUACAACCUUUAUGUAAAUGAUAAAAAAGAGCAACCUAUCGAUUUUGAGGUCAAGGUAAUUGAGCCCCUAAUCUUUUUUAAUACGUCUUCUAUACAUAUCAACAAUUUAAUAUUAGGAAAAAGCUACUGCUUCGUUUUUUACCUAAUCAAUUUUGACCUAAUGGACAUCAACUUUGAGUUUGACCAAAAUUCGUACAACUCGUUUAACAGCAAAAAGGAGACCAUAAAGAUUGUUCCAUUUAGCGGCGUUGUGAAAUCAUGCUAUAGAAAGAAUAAGUACAUGUACAAGGAGAUAAGAAAAUUAAAUGAGGAUAAUUCCAUAGGUGUGGACGAUCCCGAUAGAAAGGGAACUAUCACAGAUGGAAACUCCUCCGCUCGUGCGACUUCCACGCCGAGCAUUUCGCACGAAAGUGAUUCUAAUGGAAGCGGUAUUCUGAGUGAUAUUCAUAACAAGGGUGCGUUAAUUGGAGAGAGGAAAAGUGUAAAAAAAAGGAUAAAGAUCAAUUAUGUAAACCAUUAUGAUAAUAUUAGGCUGCACAACGAUAGUGACAACUGGUCUUGCUCAUUUACGAAUUCGUCGGAUGUGUCGGCAUCCUCAUCAAAUCUCAGUUCUGGCAAAAAUAAAGUAGAACAAAGGACGAAAAAUGAACGAACCAUGUUAUAUGGAAGGUACAAGAAGGAAUACAUCCUCCCAGCGGAUUUUCCACAAUGGGAGUACAUAAACACGUCGUGCGAUUCGAGCAGUGAAUCAGACAGCGAAUGGAAUAGCAAAGCGUGCGUCAGCCUAUCAGAGGGAAACAGCGGAAAGGAUGAUAUCCCUCACAGCAGUAAGUUCUUCCUCUUGAAUUAUUACCUGAGAAGCAUAUUGAAAAACGAUAGCAACAAAAUUGUAAGAGACAUUAAACAUGUGCGGGGAAAAGGAAGGUGUAAAAAAAUCAAGCUGUUCUUCAAACCACACCUUGAACAGUUCUACAAUUUUAACUUGCUAUGCAAAAUAGGGUCAAAGGAAGCACCCCUACAGGUUAAUUUCAAAACGCAGGUCAGUAAAAUUAAUAUAAAUUGCUACAUUGAAAAUUUUGACAAGGAAAAAGUGCAACUAAAUUUGGAGGACUGCACAUGGAGUGGAAAGCAAAAGAAAUAUAAAAGUCACAUGAUCCAUAUUUAUGAUGUUAUAGAUUUUAAAGAAACCUUAAUAGGACGAAAAAAAGUCUCCAAAUUUGUUAUUGAAAAUUUAGGCAAUUUCGAUAUGGUUUAUAAAUACUACUUACAAAAAAAGGAUGAAGAAAUUCGUAUAAAGUGCAGUGGGGAUUGUAUUCCCCAGAACUCUACCUAUUCCAUUUCUGUUGAGUAUAACCCUUUGAAGAACCAAACAUAUGUUAACUACUUGACCAUUAAUAUUAUGGACUACUAUCUUCUUAAUUUAAAAAUCACUGCUGUUGCGAUUAGCUUUUUAAUUAAUUUUUCCUUUUACAAUUAUGACUUUGGUAAUGUUAUUUUGUUCCCCGUUUUGGAUGACAGCGCUAAGGUGAAGGGGAUAACGAACAUAGAUCAGCGCUGUGAUGAGAGUUUUUCCUCCAGUGAUAGCUCACUAUCGUCUUUGAUUAAUACGUUCAAAAAUAAUGAAAGGGAUAAGAGGUUGAAGGGGCGUGAGGGGGAGAAAGCCAAGGCACUCGCUGACGAAGACGCGCAGGGUGCGACCGGGAAGAAUAAAAAGGGAAAGAAGAAAAGGCACAAAAGAGAGAAGCAGGACAAGAAGGAGAAGAAGGAGAGAAUGGAGAGGAAAACGAGGAAGGAUAAUACGCAGAAUGAAAUGGACGAAGAGGGAGACGAGGCCAAAACGGGGGAUGUCGCUGAACACGCCGAGAAGGAAAAGGGGGAAGACAAAUCAAAAGAAGACCACAAACAGGAGAAGCGAAACAAGGAGAAACACACAGCCGAUAAGGAGAAAAAUAAAGGCGUGAAAACAGAACAGGAAAAAGACCAGAAAAAAACAAACGCUGCCCAUUUGAGCCAAAGUAAAAAAAGCGGAAAGGAGAAACUCACGAAUGCUGUGGUAUCCAAAAUUAAAGAGGCGAAGAUGCAAAAAGAUCAUACAGAUAACGAAAUGGAUAUCCUAUCAGAAAAGGAAAACAACAAUGCGGUAGAAACAAAACUUGUCAUUAGCAACAAUAAUGAUGAGGAUUGCUACAUAGAAUAUGAACUGAAUGAGGAAUGUCUUACCAUAACAAACCUUCGAAAAAAGGUGCACCUGAAAAGAAAAAGCAAGGUCUGUCUUUUUAUCCAAUUUAAACCAAAUGAAGAGAAAAAUUAUAACUACAAAAUACCUUUUAUGAUAAACGGAGAUGUGGACAAAAUGGUUUACAUCUAUCUAACAGGAUCAGCCACACAUUUCAAAUUGCCCUUUUCUAGUAAUAAUUCGAACGAAAUUCAUUUUGAGCAUGUACAUGUGGAUAAGGAAAGCAUUUCAAAAUUUACACUUCACAAUAAGAAUUCAGAAGAUAUAUCUUUUAACGUAUUAAAUUAUAGCUACUUAGAGAAGCACUACCUCUCCUUUGUCAAGUUUGAUAAUUCUGUUUUGCACAUCUUAAAGAAGAAGGAAAAAAAGACAUUUGAGGUGAAGUUCCUUCCCGAAAAGUAUCUUAACCUGCAGAUACCACUAUACCUGAGUGUAUGCUACCGUGGGAAAAGAAUAGCCUAUUACUUGACGAGCAUUAAAUUGAGCAGCAUAUGCUACAAAAUUGUUUUGAAGGAGAAUUUGCUGACUUUCAACAAGGCGGGGCAACAGGAGAGGCGUGCGCUGUGCGCCGAAGACGCAACUCGAGUUAGCCAAGCGGGAGAAGUUAACCAAGCGAGAGUAGUUAGCCAAGCGGAAGAAGCUAGCCAAGCGGAAGUAGUGCACCAAGUUGACGAAGUUAAGGAAAAGCUGUUCAAGGGCGCGCACCGCAAGGACUCCAUAAAAGGCAGGAAAAUCCAGCUGCACAACAGGGGCGGCAUGAACGCCCAGUUUCAAGUUGUGUACCCGCAAAAGUACGAAAAAUUCUUGCACGUAUAUCCAAAAAAGGGGAUUAUCUUUUCCUUCAACUUAACGAGCAUUUACAUCUUCGUGGACACCGAUUUCGUAACGAAGGAUCUGUUCCUGAACGAUGUGUCCGUGGAUUUGCUCCCCAAAUUUAAUAAAAUCAAUAGCAAAAUUUUUUUAAACAUAUUUAUUAAUACGCGUAAUGACAUGAACAAGUGUAGGAGUGGGUAUGUGAAUAAUUCGAAGUUGAUCACUGCAGGAGGAAAUGCACAGAGUGGGGAGAACGCCAAUGAUGGGAAGACCGCCAGUGUUGAGGAGGCUCAAAAUGAAGGGGGGAAAAAACGAGGCGCAGACCACUCCGAAAAAUGCGAAAAAAGCGAAAAAUGCGAAAAAAGCGAAAAAAGCGAAAACACCGAUUGUGACGACAAAAACGUUAAUACAAUUUGCUUAAAAAAUGAAACCAUUGUCACAUUACAGACGGACAUCAGAAAACAGAUAAGCAAGACCAUCGAAAUAUGCAACGAAACGGAAUCUAACUUUAAAAUGAAAUAUAAGUUCCUGUCUAACGAGAACAAUUUUUUCUCGCUGGCAAUACAUGAAGACGUUGUGAAACCGAACGAAAGCGGAACAUUUCAAAUCGUUUACAAUCCUCUUUUUGUGCAAAAAAGGAAGAAAAACAGUAAUAACUAUCACAACACUUUGUGCUUAAAAUAUUUGAAAUAUUUUCCCAAAAUUCAUCAUAUAUCCAAGCUGGUAAUUUAUUACCCCAAGGAGGUGGUGAAGAAUUAUACCUUAUUAGGCUAUGCAAAUAGUACCACUUACGAAAAGAAGAAAAGUUUCAAUUUCAAAUCGAAGGUUUUGAACAGUUCUUCCAUCAGAAUAAAGAAUUGGCUAAAUGAAAACCAGACGCUGUUCGUUUCGUCUCUUGUUUGUGACAAAGACUUGAACAUUUCGCAUAGCGAUUGCUUCUUUUUUUAUGUGAGUGAAGCUGUAGGCAGUUAG